Nerophis ophidion (straightnose pipefish) is the source of this 8717-nucleotide messenger RNA. RefSeq names its product leucine rich repeat and fibronectin type III domain containing 5b (gene lrfn5b). NCBI's taxonomy places the organism in Eukaryota, Metazoa, Chordata, Actinopteri, Syngnathiformes, Syngnathidae. The transcript has 6 exons. Gene Ontology annotation, molecular function: protein binding. Bases 560 to 2983 code for a protein of 807 amino acids. The record is from RefSeq and is a predicted model, not a curated record.
UAUGUGUGUGCAGCUGCCAGUGCUGCUCGCCAUUACCAUUCCGGGCACAGCGCACCUCUGCUCCACACGAAGAAAUGGAGCCGGUGCUCUGUGGUUGACAGGCUUCGGAGGGCAUGAGGUGGGGAGGAGGAGGAUGCAUGACGGCUGCAACCUUUCAGGCAAUCUGGAUUAACUCGCUGCAAGAGAGAGAGAGAGAGAGAGAGAGAGAGAGAAAGAGAGGGGAAUUAGGAACAUCUGGCCCCAGCCUCUCUCUCCAUUCAUCCAUCCACAAAGGCGUUUUCUAGCGCGCUCCUUCUUUUUGGCGGGGUGGUGCACCCUGGAGGAGGCGAUCCCGCUCAGCCUCCAAAGAAGCCUCUGCGGGGGCCCUGCAGCGUGAGCGCGUCCACGCUGUGAGAUGCUCCAUCCUCCUCUUGAAGGGCAUCGACGAGCUACCAAGGCCGGACACAUGUCAGCGCGUCCGGGACUAAAUUCAUCUCUCCGCCCCCGGAUGCUCAUCUUCUCGGCUGGGAAGGCGCUCCUCUUCUGACUGAUGCGCCCCUUGCAAGGCGUAACAACGUGAAUGACAAAUCCAAUGGAGACCCUCCUGCUUUAUCUGAUUGUCCUCUGUGCGGCUGUCAAGGCCCACAAAGUUCAAGUCUGUCCGAAGCGCUGCGUGUGCCAGGUGCUGAAUCCCAACCUGGCGACGCUUUGCGACAAGAAGGGGCUGCUCUUCGUGCCCACCAACAUUGACAGGCACACUGUGGAAAUGCGACUGGGCGAUAAUUUUGUGACCAGCGUCAAGCGAAAGGAUUUUGCCAACAUGACCAAGCUAAUGGACCUGACGCUCUCUCGCAACACUAUUGGGACGAUUGUACCUUACGCUUUUAAAGACUUGGAGAACCUGCGAGCCUUGCACCUAGACAGCAACCGUCUGACGCGUAUUACCAACGACACCUUUAGUGGCAUGUCCAAGCUGCACCACCUUAUCCUCAACAACAACCAGCUGACCCACAUCCAGAUCGGGGCCUUCAACGAUCUGACGGCGCUAGAAGAACUCGAUUUGUCCUACAACAACCUGGAAAGCGUCCCUUGGGUUGCCAUCCAGAGAAUGUCCAGCCUCCACACUCUCAACCUGGACCACAACAUGCUCAGCUACAUCCCCGAGGGCACCUUCUCGGGUCUGCAGAAGCUAAAGAGGCUGGACGUGACCUCCAACAAGCUGCAGAAGCUUCCCCCGGAUCCCAUCUUCCUAAGAGCCGGCGUACUGGCCACGUCUGGUAUCUUGGGCCCCACGUCGUUUGCGCUGAGUUUUGGAGGGAACCCGUUGAGAUGUAACUGUGAGCUGCUCUGGCUGAGGCGAUUGCGACGCGAGGAUGAUCUGGAGACGUGCGCUUCACCGCAGCACCUCGCUGGACGAUAUUUCUGGACCGUAUCGGAGGAAGAGUUUCUGUGCGAGCCUCCUCUCAUCACCCGACACUCUCAGGAGCUGCGAGCUUUGGAAGGCCAGAGCGUCACACUGCGCUGUAAAGCCCGCGGCGACCCGGACCCCAUCAUUCACUGGAUCGCCCCCGACGGACGCCUCAUGUCCAACUCCUCCAGGGCUACGGUCCACACAGACGGCACGCUGGACAUCCUCAUUAGCACUGUCAAGGACACAGGUUCUUUCACCUGCGUGGCGUCCAACCCUGCCGGCGAGGCCCAGCAGAAAGUCGAGCUGCUCAUCGCCAAACUCCCUCACAUCGCCAACAACACGGCUGCCGAGCAGCAGCCCGACCCCGGGUCGUCGGACAUCGCCACGGUGACCAAGACGGGGGCGGAGGGGCCAGGCGGUGUGCCUCUGGGGAACGCCAAGACGAGCCUAGAGAGGAAGGUGGUCAUCGCCGAGGCCACGUCCAACUCGGCCUUGGUGCAGUUUCAGUUUCAGAGGAACAUUCCAGGGAUCCGCAUGUUUCAGAUCCAGUAUAACGGGAGCUACGAUGACUCUUUGGUCUACAGAAUGAUCCCACCGACCAGUGAGAACAUCCUGUUGAACAAUCUGGCGGCGGGGACGCAGUAUGACCUGUGCGUCCUGGCUAUCUACGACGACCAGGUGACCUCAUUGACCGCCACCCGCGUCAUCGGCUGCGCCCGCUUUACCACCGAGCCACAAUACUUGAGAUGCCAUUUCAUGCAGUCGCAGUUCCUGGGAGGAACCAUCGUGGUCAUCAUCGGGGGCAUAAUCGUGGCCUCAGUGCUGGCUUUUAUCAUCUUUCUCAUCGUGCGCUACCGGGUGUGCAACCAGGGUGACACAGACAAGGCCUUGGAGAUGGGCGACAUACGUUCCCUGAGCAGUGACGGACAGCUUCAAGGCUGCGGACUUCCCAAAUCUCUCUCUAAACAAGUCCUGCGUCCAGAGAAAAAUGACAAGGACUGUCUCCGAGUAGCUUUGCCGCCGCAGGAGCCAGCCAAGCAGCGGGCGCCUGUAUCCACAGCCGCCUCCAACACCAUCACCAGCGCCACAACCAAACCCUCCGUUCCGGACUGCACCGUGUCCAACUCGGCAGCAAGCCACAGCUGGCACCCAGCAUCCCCCGGCGUUCCCAGGGUGAAACGUUCAACGGCACCGCCCAAACCCACCGAGGUCCGCCUGGCAGGCGUUGAACUCAACAACGUGAACCGCAAUAACUCCUCGCAGGUUAAGAUGCCGCCCGUUGUGGCUCGAGUCAUACCUGGACAACCCAUCACAUGGACUGCAGCUCCCAGGGGUCCGCGGGUCCGCCAGAUACCGCGACAUUACAUGACUGUGCCCGCUGGGGGCAUGAGGAUGAACCGCAGACACUCGCUGAAUGUGGACUCCUUCGGGGAGCGCUUGUACGUGGCGUAUCCCAAAACGGGAGCCAGCCUGCGCUCCAAGCGCAGUCUGUCCAUGAGCGGAGAGCUGCCGCAGCUGCAGAGCACAACACACAUUCACCGGGUGCGGGACAAGCUGUCCAGGUCAGAGUGGCUUCUUGAGAGCACUUUAUGAUUCUGAUUUAACUGCCUGCAUCCUUUGGCUUCUUUUUUCCUGGAUUGGAUUUGUGGCCUGCUGUGGAGCUGCCCUGAAGGUCCCCCGCACAACUCUAAGGGAAUAUUAAGGCUUCACUUUUGUUUUAUACACUAUAACCUCGAAAAAUCUUCUUCAUAAGGGACUUUGAGUGAACCAAGAGAAGCACAAGUGUAUAAAACAACUCCUGUACAAAUGUUUAGUUGCGUGUCUAUGAAUGCAGUAACCUGGACACGCACUGUAUUCAAACAGAGACAGGGUUUUCGCCCUAAAGACAACAACACUACUUUGGCGGGGGUUUUGGGCGCGAUAAUGAAUGUGCUUUAUUACAUCCCGGACGCAGCACAAUGCAGCAUUUUUUUUGGUGGCACACGUUGACUCAGCCUUGAUACUGCCCUGCGGUUUGAAUGGAUCAAAUCGUCUCUAUCACGUAAUCACAUAAAGAACCGAGCACAGCUUUGAAUGACGACUGGCGCAGACAUAAUGCCCGACAGGCGCGGAGAGGAGGGACUUGACGUUCUGAGUGGACGAGCUCCAGACAAACGAGACCUUAUUACCAUGCUUCUUUUUUCCUUUCUUUCUACGCAUUCUCAUGACAUGCUAUUGUAAAUUAACUUGUAAGCGAAACGACCAUGGCAGGUAUUCAAUUGAUUUUGCUGUUGUUUCUGUUUGAUGUUGAACAGUACAAAUAAACCAGUGUUACAAGGAACAUUCCAAAUGUGAUGUCCAGCACUCCAGUUUUAGGGCCAAAACAAGUUCCAACCAAAUUCCUCUAAGCUGGCAAUCUUCAUCAGGCUCACGUUUCCAACACAGGGUUUGUAGGCAGGAUGACUACUUCUGCUAUAAAUUGGGCCACAUAAUGUCAGAAAAUGCCAUUUUUAUUAGAUGACUCAGCACUUUUGUGAUGACAUUAUACACAUGUAACAAAGGCCAAUGGUAUUUUGUUAAACCUCACUCCCCGAAAAUUCCAAAAGUGUGCUGGCUAAUAGCCUGGGCUUUUAGCUCGGUGGUCAGCAUGCUCACCUUUUAUGCCAACAAUCUGGGUCGUGCACUGCUCGGAACAGCCAGGAGCAGUAGGAAACAAUGCAACACAGAGCUGCUACACGCAAACAGCAUAUAUUUUCUCAAAUGCUGUGCUUACCAUUUCAUCGUUCUCACAUAAGGCUCUAUUCUCUGUUAACUAGGGUUUGGCCUCGCCCUAUUAGGUACCCUACACUACUUUUAGUACCCUAAGGGAGAUGAACCAAACAGUGGGAAAGUACAGAUUAGUAAUUUUGGUGUGCAGAAGUUGAAAUCCAAGCAAAAUUGAAUAUCUUUCAGCUCACCACAAGUGGGUCGAGUAGUCAAAAAUUGUACUCAAGGAAGAGUUUAGAGCAGUGCUUUUCAAUUGUUUUCUGUCACACCCUUAAUAGGAAGGAGAAAAUAUGUUGCAUCCCUUUCCCCACACUCUCUACUGUGACUAUAAAUAAUAAUACAACUAUACAGUUGAAAAAAUGGUAUCUUUAUUUACAUGAAAGAAAGUCACACACCAGUCUUUCCUCGUCUCCCACCGUAGUCACAAGUGCUACAUACGCUUUGUCAUAAACUAGUACGGCAAAAAAGUCAUGUUACCCGAGGUCCCACGCACCCUCGAUCCACCCCACUAUUUGAGAAGGACUGUUUUAUAUUAAUAUAUGACUCAAGUAAAAGCAAAAAGUAAUCGUCCAAAUAAUUAAAAAUAAGUGAGUAAAGUAAAAAAAAAAAAAACUAUUCAAGUACUGAGAAACUUCUGAUUUAUUUAGUAGGUAUUAUUAAUGGUACUUGUACUACAACUGUAGCUGGUGUGUGUGUUUUUUUGCAUGUGUGUGUGCGUGUGUGUGUGUGUGUGUGCUUGCGUGCGUGUGUGUGUGUGUUUGCGCACAAGAUUCAGAGACCCUACUACAGUAACAAAAAAAAACAUUUUACUAUCAAUUAUUACGUUAUAAAAUGGCUUAUAUUAGCAUAAUGUUAAAGGGGAACUGCACAUUUUUGGGGAAUUUUGCCUAUUGUUCACAAUACUUACGAGAGACAAGACAAAAGGUUUUUUGUUUUGUUUUUCAGUCUAACAUGUAAAAAUUGUCUUGUUUUAGGUGGCUAGCUAUGCAGCUAACGGGAGCAAUCCAUUCUGCCUCUAAACCACUUUAAAAAUGCAUUCAAAAAUCGUCAACAAUACUUUAUUUACGUUCCGUAACUUGUGUGAUAACCAAGUUGUAGCCACAUUGUUAUUGUAAAAGCAAACUCUGAGAAACAUGCUUUAGUAUUUGUUCUGAGUUAGCUAUGGCAAGAGAUAAGCUAGCUUCUAUGUCAACAUGAAACAUGUUUUGAGUUUGUAAUGCACAACACACUGCGAUACGACACCAAUCUGUACUGAGUGAAAAACAUGAACACUCAUAUUACAGUAUCUGUAAAGUAUUAGCCCACAUUUCAUGUUUUGUGUGUACACAGCUGAGCUAGCCAGACAGCGUAUGUAAUGUAGUUGGAAUAACACGCAUGGUGUGCUGCGUGUAUCAUGAUCGAUAUUAAAGUGACUCACUCGAUGGACAGCAAGCUCUUUGGUCCAGCUGGCCGGGGAUAUUUUUUUCCUACUGAUAUUGGGUAAGCACUCCAUUUAUGUUAAAAUACCUUUGCUCCAAACUCCACUUUUAGAAUCAAAGUGGCACCGACUUUACUCUCUCGGCUUCCGUCUGGUCCAACGUCUCACUUUCUCAUGCUUCUGUAAGCAGUAGUUCAUUCUCCGUAUAUUCAGGUGUAAAAGAUAAGGUUGUGAAUCCUCAAUUGUCCAAAAAUAGUCGUCUUGUUUGUCUCUUACCUAGUUUGCCAUGAUUAGAACUCUUGUGUUUGAUUCGGAUGGAGGAACACACAUUUGUUGUCAGAAGUCUGCGUGCGCUGCUAUGGAAACGGAAAUAAAUGCGCCAAGGAAUUAGUUCUGGCAAUGAUUAAAACAACAAAAAUACAGUAAAUAUUGAACAUAUUACACAGUGUUAUGAAGGUGUUUGUUACUACAUUAUAUAUAAACUUGCAGUGUGUAUAUAAAUGUUAAUAAAGGGUUUUGAAGUUGUUUUAGAAGGCUUUGAAGGCUCCAACAGUAACUCCCACGAGCUGCAUUUUUCAAGCGUAUUUUAUCAUCUUUGAAAUCCUAAAAAAAAAAAAAGAUAUGGUAAAUGGUAAAUAGGUUCUAUUUGUAUAGCGCUUUUCUACCCAUUUUUAAGGAGCCCAAAGCGGUUUGACAGUAUUUCCACAUUCUGUUCUUGUCCCUCAUAAUGAUUGGGAAUGAUAGAAAAAAAUUCAAAAAAAGCGCAGUUCCCCUUUAACUAAAACAUAAAAACAUCUUCACUUAUUUUAAGAAGUAUAUCAAGGAUUUUUGUAAACAUUCCUUGAAGGGGAAUUGUCGUUCACAAUCAUUAUGAAAGACAAGAACACAUGCCUUUUUCUUUCAGUAUUCUAAAGAUGGUGAAAAGGCCAAUCAUCAUCAUCACAUUCACAACGGCGUCAUCAUCACUCCCCUUUCUCUCUGCAUGCAGCUGACAACAAGAAUGGGAACAGUAAUUAUUCAGAUUACUCCCUUACUGAAAAAAGUAUUGCUAUUAGUAACGCCGUUAUACACUAACGCCAUUAUUACCGACACUGGUUGUGUUGGGAAUUACAAACUCAAAAGCCAUUCAGCCGCUGACCCAGAAACUAGUUAAAGUUAAAAGUACCAAUGAUUGUCACACACACACUAGGUGUGGUGAAAUUUGUCCUCUGCUAUUAACCCCGCCCCUUGUGCACCCCCUGGGAGGUGAGGGGAGCAGUGGGCAGCAGCGGUGCUGCACCUGGGAAUCAUUUAUGGUGAUUUAACCCCCAAUUCCAACCCUUGGGAUGCUGAGUGCCAAGCAGGAAGGUAAUGGGACCCAUUUUUAUAGUCUUUGGUAUGACUCGGCCGGGGUUUGAACUCACAACUUACUGAUCUCAGGGCAGACACUCUAACCACUAGGCCACUCAUGGCUAAUUUCCAUAGUUAGACGUCGCAAGAAGUUCCUUUUUGUUCGAACUGACGAUAACAAUGUUGCUACAGCUUGGUUAUUAUACAGGUUUCACAACAUAAAUUCGAUAUCGUUGGCGGUUUUUAGAUGCAUUUUAAAGUGAUAAAGACCCCGUUCACACUGCACACCAAAUCAGAUUUUUUGGCCCUUAACUGACACAGAUCAGAUUUUUUAAACGUUCCAAAGUGCUUCAAAUCUGAUCUUUUGGCAUCAGAUACAGGCCACAUCAGGAUGUAGUCCUGAAUCCGAUUAGAAUCUGAUCUUUUCAAAUGUGACUGCAGUGUUAACGCAAUCCGACCUGAAUGCGAUUUUUUUUUUGUCAUAUUUGGGCGAGCUACAUCACUUUUGUGCGCGGGAAAAGACUCAGUCGCCAGCAGAAGUGGAUAUUUCAUCACAACAUCUGGUUUCGGUGAGCAAAGUCUGCUCAAUACAACUGAAUUUUCGGUGCAUCACUUGUCACUAGUGCACAAAUUAUAGGCUAUAAGUAAUACAUAUAUUUUUAUUCUGAAGAAAUAGCGAUUGUUGAAGAACCGGAAUUGACGCUGUGGCGCAUUUGCCUAGAUGUGAGUUAAAAAAAAAAAAAAAACUCCCGUAGAUCCACGCUGAUGUCAUUGUCUCCUCUACCCAACAGCCAUAAAAAAGAUGAUAUUACACUAUAUACAUUCAUCCAUACAUUAUAUUGCUUUAAUGUAUUUUCACAUUAAAAAACACUCAUUUUUAGGUGUUGCAACUUUUAUUUUAUUUUGUAGUAGUUGCGACUUCCUCCCAGUCAACUUCCUUUGUUUUCACUUCAUCGAAAUGCGCAUGCAUGUGAUGUUGGAGCCACAUUGGGGCCUGUGGUUGUUUACACUCGAGUCUGAUAAAAAUUACAUUUUACUUACAGUGUAAACAGUCUGCUGGAAAAAAAAUCAAAUUAAAUUUUUUUUUUUUUACAUUUAGGCCACUUUGGCCUGCAGUGUAAACGUAGUCUUAGAGGCAGAACGGAUUGCUCCCAUUAGCUGCGUUGCUAGACAUCCUAGAAUGAGCUGAUUAUUACGAGAAUGCUUCUUGUCUCUCGUUAGGAUUGUGAACGAAAGGCAAAAUUCCACCAAAAAAGUGCAAUUCCCAAAAUAGGCACAUUAGUCUAAAAUUGAAAGACGAAAUUAGCUUGUUUAUCAGAAAUAAGGAUUUCUGAUCCCAACUGAGGAAUUUUUUUUUCCUUAGAUUUGAGUUUAUUCAGUAAAGCAAACCUAACUGCAAUUUGUCGUUAUGAGUGUAGAGAAUCCUAUGAAAAUCAAAGCAAUUUUUCCCAUCAAUCCAUUUUUAAGACCUGCUCAGUGGCCUUGUGGUUAGAGCGCCAAAAGAAGAACCAUGAUAAAAAUUCAGAUUUUAUUCACCCAUUCAUUCUCAAAAUAAUCUUAUUUAUCUCAUCGUAUGGAAUAAACUUACUUCACCAAUUAUUAUUAUUUUUUUUUUUUUGUGAUUACUUAUUACUAAUGGAGUAUACAUUGUGAAUACAUUGAGAACAGGAAGUGAACAAAAGUUUUAGCAACUGUUAUGUAACGAAAAGGGGUAGGAUUAAAUAAGCUCUGCUUCUUCCUACUCCUUUUCGAACAUGUUGAAAAGAGAAACUACAAAUUGUGAUGUAUCAUGUUGUAUGCUUGCAUGUUCGAAAUAAACUCAAACUCAAACUCAAA